AUGGCAGGUGAGGCCGCAGGGACCGCAGCAGGUGAGGCGGCAGGGACCACAGCGAGUGAGGCUGCAGGAGGGACCAUGGCAGGUGAGGCCGCAGGGACCACAGCAGGUGAGGCCGCAGGGGCCGCAGCAGGUGAGGCUGAGCAGAUUCUAGCAGGUGAGGCUGCACAGACUACAGCAGGUGAGGCCGCAGGGACUGCAGCAGGCAAGGCUGCAGAGACUGCAGCAGGUGAGGCUGCAGGAACCACAGCGGGUGAGGCUGCAGGAGGGACCAUGGCAGGUGAGGCCGCAGGGACCGCAGCAGGUGAGGCUGCAGGGACCGCAGCAGGUGAGGCUGCAGGGGCCGCAGCAGGUGAGGCUGCACAGACUACAGCAGGUGAGGCCGCAGGGACUGCAGCAGGUGAGGCCGCAGGGACUGCAGCAGGUGAGGCUGCAGGGACUGCAGCAGGUGAGGCUGCAGGGACUGCAGCAAGUGAGGCGGCAGGGACCGCGGCAGGUGAGGCUGAGCAGAUUCUGGUAGGCGAGGCUUCACAGACUGCAGCAGGUGAGGCGGCAGGGACUGUAGCAGGAGCGACAGGGGCCACGGUGGGGGCUGGUACAGGGGGAGGUGCUACGGGGGCUGCAGCGGGGAAGGGUGUAACGGGGACUGGUGUGAGGGAGAGUGCCGCCCCGGCUGUAGCAGGAGAGGGUGCGGCAAGGGCCGGAGUGGGAGAGGGGACAGCAGAGGCCUCAAAGGCAGAAGGUGAGGCUGCAGCUGAAGCAGCAGGGAGGGCCAUAGCACGGCCAGUAGGGGCAGCAGGGGCCGCAGCAAGCGCGGUGGAGCACACAGCAGGGCCGGCAGAGACUGCAGAAGGGGCUAGCAGUAAAGAGACAGCAGGUGGGGUGGGCUCGGGGGACAUAGGGGCAACAGGGGGAGGAGAGGCGAGCGAGGUCCCAACCGGGGGGGCCACUGAAGGGGGGGAUGUGAUAGUGAUAGAGGAGGAUGAGGUAGAGGACGGGAUGCACAUCGACGGGCCACUGGCCCACUACCUCACGCUUGACGGCGAGGCUGACUCGGCCCCCCUGCAGCCUCAUGUCGAGGUUCCCCCUCUCCCCCCCAUGCCCGACCCCAUGCUAGCAGAUGGACCGGUGGAGGGGCUGGAGGAGACUUUGAGGACAGAACCUCGCGAGGGAGACCCCAUCCUUACCCCCCGUCCUCCAGCCCACCCCCCCCCAGGAGCACCACUUCCCCACCCCCACCCUCAGGUCCCUGUAGCAUCCUGGGGGGCAGCCAAGGCCCUGGCCUUCUUGGCGGAGCCGUGCUCCCCGACCCCCACGCUGUUCCAUGACCAGCCCCCCUCUCUGUCCCCAACGCCUGACACCACGCUUACAGACGGUCCGUCAGGAGAGCACGCGGGCACGGCGAGGGCAGAGCCUCCUACACCCAGCCCCAUCCUUGCCCCUCACCCCUCCUCGCCCCUUUCCUCUCCCCUAAGAGCAGCACACUCCCGCCCCCACCCUCAGGGGCUCCCUCUAGCAUCACGGGGAGCAGCCAGGGCCCUGGCCUUCUUGGCGGAGCCGUGCUCCCCGACCCCUAACACCAUCCAGUCACCCCCCACCAGCCCACUACCCCCACCCCCUCCAGGUCCUCCCCCACCCGGGGCUAUGCACAUUUCAGAGGUUCAAACCUCAACCCUGCCACACCCGCCUCCAUCCGCGCAUUGCCCCACACCCUACACACACCCAAAUCACCCAACUCGCCGCACAACCCCAACCCUCCCACCCUCCUCACACCAACCCCCCCAAGCAUCCAAGUCCCAACCACAAGGACCCCUGCCCCUAGCUCAGGGAGGCGACGACACCAUGGGCGCGGGGCCCACAGGAGGGGUUGCCAGCGGGAGGGGCUCUGGUGCCAACGUACAGCAUGGGGGCACAACCUCUGAACCUCAUUCCCCCCUCAAUCCCCCCCCUUCCACCACGCAGCCACCACAGACCUCACUCCCUCCACCACAAGCACCACGCCCUAACCGCUACAUUGCUCCAGCCCUUCGCCCCCCACCCACAACCCCCGCCUACAGCCUGCCUCACCACGAGUGGCCCCGUUGGGCAGACAUCGCCCCCCACAUACAGCCCACCACGGAGGGUGAUGUCAUGGGGAGAAGAGGGAUGCACACUGAGCUUCCUCUACCUAGCCAACCACCCAUCCUCCCCUCACCCAUCCCCUUAGCCUCUCAGCCCGCCCUUCCCUCACAACCAGACAGGGACAACCAAAACCAGGUUGGCCGUCGACGGAAGAAGAAAGGCAAAGGCGGCAAGGGGCCAGCUCACCUACUCCCCCCUCCCUCCCUUCCCCUCCAGCCGCCCCUCCUCACCCCACAUCCCACUGAACCUGCACCAGGCCCUACCCCUACAUACCAACCACCAAACUCACACCCCCCUCCCGUACCUGCCCCUCCACAGGGCCAUGGGAGCGAUCCAGCCCACUCACCCCCGGGCCGCCUCUCCCUUCCUCUAAACCCCCCCCAGGUGGCGGCAGCCGUGUGCGCUGCCGGGAUGGAGGCCGACGGGAUGAGGGAUGCGCCCAUGGCAGACGCCACCGACUCCCCUUCCCAUGCCUCCCACCCCAUCCAUGUCGACAGCCCCCUACCACAACCCAUGGUCAUUGGGGAGGGCCAAGGGGGCUUUCUAGGGCAGGGUCCACACCCGGGCUCUGCUCAGCCAGCACGCCCCACCCCACCCUCUACCCUGCCAGCCCUCCUACCCUCACCAGCAGGCAGGCAGGUCACCGGGACCGCAGAGGAGGUGAGGGCUGCCAUCUCAGAUCUGCUGGCGAUACAGAGCCCGAGCAGCCCCCCGGCUGCCCCCACCCUACCAGUCCCACAGGUCCGGACCCGGACGUAUGCGGAGGUCACCCGUUCUGUCCCUUCUUUCACCCCCCCCACUACUCAGCCAGGCGCGUCACUCCCGUCCCCGAUAGAGACGGACCUGGUUCCGAGGCCGUGUCAUUCGCACCUAGACGUGGCGGCGCCUCCCCUCGUUCAGCCCGUUGCCGACACACUACCCGCGACGCAGGAGGGCACCAACAUUAGGGAUGAGGCAUCGGCCCCUGCCGAGACCCCUCCGCCUGGGGUAGCAGAGCCGCCACUUGGACCGCACCCCGCCGAGGGACAGGGGCACACCACGGCACACACUUCUGGCUCACCUCCACGCCCCCCCCCCCUAGCUUCGGGACCGGUACCGCCACGAGGCCCAGCCCCAUCCUGUGUGGCACCACCUUUAUCUUGUCCGACACCCCCCCUGCACGGGGCCGGCGAGUCCUCUCCUCUCCUUAUCCCAGGUGAUCCUCUUGGAGUUCAGGCCGCCCAUGGGGUCCCCUCUACAGCCAGUUCCGACGCCACGGCCCCGAUCGACCCCACCGACACGGCGACGUCACCCGACCAGGUCGUGAGAUGCCCCACCUGCAGGAGCUCUCUCGCGAAUCGACGCGCGCUUCAGCACCACACGCCCUUCUGCCAUCCUGCGGACGCAGCUCGUAGGGCACAGGCCCUCCACGACACCUCAUCUGUCCUCCCAUCCCUCUCGGAGCCACAGGGGACGAGGACGCAUUUCACAGAUGCACAGUGGCAGACGUUGGACUCCUUCGACUGGUCGGAGUAUUUCUCGCCAGAGCGCACCCACGCCCGCCCUCUCCGACGCAUUCCAACUAGGGUUCGCGGAGGAUAUCUUGACGUCCUCUGCACGAUCUUAGCCCGUGUAUCCCAGUAUCCCGAGGCUCCGGGCCCUACCUUCCUCCUCGCCGCUGCACCCACACUUCUCCUGACGCAGGCGACCCCGCCAGACCGCUCGCACACGACUACCAUCGCAGCACGGGUCUCCCGCUUCAUGCGAGAUGCCGCCAGCGACCAGAUCUUCCUCCCCAUCCGCCUUGGGUGUUUCGGCAUUCGUCGCAUGGAGCGCAUUGCCCCGAGCUUUGCUUCCGGUGAGACGGAGCAGAUCGACCCAUCCCUACGGACGACGCUGGAGGGCCUUCCACCUGACAUCCUCUCUCUCCUCCCACCCUGGCCCUCUUGUGCCUCUGCCUCCCCCGAUUCCCUUUUUGCAGGAACGAGCCGCCUUCUGGAGGCGCAUGCCUUGGAGGCCGUGCGUGCCCGUCACACCUCUCCCUUGCACCUUGCCUGUUUGACUUCCCUUCAAGGCGUAGGUGCAGGAGCGUGGUUGCAGGCGGUGCCAUACGCAGACGCCCUGCGCAUUCCGGAGGCGGAGUGGCAGGUGGCUUCAUCAUGUCGUCUUGGUCUCCCUGUCCCCCAGUUAGCCCUCACAGGUCAGUGCUCCUGUGGACAGGCGAUCGACGACAUGACGGUGCCUCACCACGCGGUUCGGUGCCCACGAUUCGGCGUCGCCACUGUCAUCCACGACACGGUGAAGUUCGCGCUUCGAGACUUCGCUGUCGAGGCGGGCUUCGCGGUGAAGGUGGAGGACUCUACGCUGUUCACACACCUGGAGGCAGCUCGAGCGAGACUGCAGGGACAGCCGGUGGUGGGAGAGGGGACACGGGCUGGGGGGCCACUGGAGCAGGGGGCUGAGGCGGGACUGCCAGGAGGCGGGGCACAGUGGGGACAGCAUCAGCUGCGGGGUCGAGUGGCGCGAGGGGCAGGUGGGCAGAGGGGUCGGCAGGGGGUGCAGACCAGCCAGGGCGGAGAGGGGGGACAGCAGAGGCAGCAGCAGGAGAGCCAGCACAGGUCGCAGGCUCAGGGCGCCGCGCCUCAGAGUGUGGGCUCGGGGGUGGGGCAGGGACGAGAGCAGCAGAGGGCGGACGGGGGUACAGGGGGGGCGGGGAGAUUGGGAGGUGAGGUUCAGGGAGUGAGAGAGGCAGUAGGGGAUCGAGCAGGGGGGUUGGGAGGGUUGGGGGAGGGUAGAGAGGGGGAGGGGAGAGGACAGGUGGGUGGAGGAGAGGAUAGGGGGAGAGAGACGACUGGAGAGGAGGCACCGAGGGACCAGACAGGGCAGCAGCCAGCGCAGCAGCAGGGACCAGCCGGACGCACAGGCCGUACAGGCACCUCCUCCCGCAUCCCAGACCUCACCUGCCGCGACGUUGGGCAGACUUUGAUGGUUCUUGUGGAUGUCUCCAUAGCGGAUCCACAGCGGGAGGGGAACGUGCAGCUGGGACGGGCAACCCCCACACAGAUUGGAGUGGCAGCAGCUAGGCGGGUGCAGGAGAAGCUGCGUCACUGGGGGCCGCACUUAGAGGGGUUGCAGCCGGCACCACACUUUUACGCGUGCGUGGCUGAGACCUUUGGCCUACUGAGCAAGCCGUUGCGUCAGUUCCUGGGGCUCUGCGCGAAGAGGAUAGCACAGCGGAGGAGGGAUUGGGGAGGAGGGGAUGACGGAUCGGCACGGAUAUUUGAGACAGGACUCACUACACGUCUCUCCGUGGCACUGCAGCGCGCGCAGGCUCGAUGA
Closterium sp. Naga37s-1 is the source of this 5436-nucleotide messenger RNA. NCBI's taxonomy places the organism in Eukaryota, Viridiplantae, Streptophyta, Zygnematophyceae, Desmidiales, Closteriaceae. The record is from the annotation of a GenBank genome assembly.